This is a messenger RNA of Symbiodinium necroappetens, 1965 nucleotides long. NCBI's taxonomy places the organism in Eukaryota, Dinophyceae, Suessiales, Symbiodiniaceae. The record is from the annotation of a GenBank genome assembly.
AUGCGAGCCUUCGAAGUCACCACGAUGCGAUCUUUUUCUGUAGAGAGCAGCCAGAGCCUGGCGCAUAAUCGGAUUGACAUUUUGAACCGCAGGUGGGCAGCAGCAAUGCUGUGCCUGGGUUCUGUUUGUGGCUUUACCUCUAUAGCGCUCGCAACGCUGGCUGGGAAUUUCAAUUCCAUCAGUGGAUUUGAGAUGAAAAAUGCCUGCUUUCCCCACAACGCGUGCCCGUCUGGACGCAGCUACCAUGCUGAAACAGUCAGUGAGAUGGUGUCGAAACCAGACUUUCCCGCGGCAAAGCUCUUCUUCAGCUUCACUCUCAUCGGCUCGAUUAGUUUACUUCUCUCUCGCUACCCCUGGGAACUGAAAAAUGUCUACACUGGUGGAAGUCCGACGCGGCGUCUGCUCACUGCGGCCCGGGCAGUGCUUCCCCCUUGUGGGAUGCUUAUCGUUGCCACCAUCCCUGUAGUUCCCCGCGUUGCAAGACAAAGCACCGCCAUCAAGCUGGCCUGCAGUGUGCACUCCUUCGGAGCCACGCUCUAUGUUGCUGGUUACAACUUCCUGGAAAGUUGCACUCUCUGGAUACUAUGGGACAGGCUGGAACAUCUUGAGCGCAUUCUGCGCACUAUCUGUGUGGUGUGUGGUGUUUUAACCACGAUCAGUUUUUUCAUGUGCGGCACAGUGUACUCGUAUGCGCAGGAACUCGGCAUUUGCUGUGUGGACCAAUGGGAAAACACUACAAUCGCGUUUGAGGAAAAAUACCACAUGGGCAAUGAGUCUGCCACAGAUAAGGUUGUGGAUCUUCUGAUACCCAAGGUCUACGGACCUUUCGUCUUGGUUAACUCAGCUGAUGGUCUCGCGCUGCUUAUCAAAAAGUUUGAGUUCUGGCUGGAAGAGUUGGCUGGCAUUUUCGUCGUUGUAAGCCACUUGCUGAUCUGGAAGUUCAGCAAAGUGCAGCAUUUGGAAGUCCCGGAGUUGUUGGAUAUUCACAGUGGACCUGAACAGGAGGCUGCAAGCGCGCCAAAGUGUAGCGAGUUCGGAGGACAUGCCCUUGCACCCAUAUCAGGUGGGGCAAUUCUUAAUCCGGCCAUAGCGCUGGGCCUGCCCUUCAUCAGUCACGGUUCGACCGUGAUGUUUGGCAUUGCCUACGUCGUGGCAGAGCUGCUUGGCGCCUUGAUCGGCGUGCGGCUCUUUGAAAUCCUGAGGGCCGGUUCCGAGGAUUGUUGCUGCGACAUCGAAGAGUACUUGGAAAUGUGCGUGCCGCGGUUGUCAGCCCGACUCCUCGGAGAAGGGUUGGGCACCUUUGCUCUUGUCUUCACAUUCGGGCUGAACGUGAUCGGUCAAUCGGAGGCAACAGCCUGGUCAGCAGCAGCUGCUCUGAUAAGCAUGAUCUAUGCUCUGGGAAAGAUUUCAGGGGGAUACUUCAACCCUGCGGUGACUCUGGCAGUGGUGUUGAGCGGACGCAGCAAAUGUUCUGUCGGCGAUGGAUUCGCUUACUGCGGAGCUCAGGCUGUCGGUGCCAUCGCCGCGGGUGUCAUAGUUGCAGAGUACCGAUUUGCAGCGCCAACGGCCUGGCGACCUGUGACAUUGCCUUCCUGGCAGGAGUAUGGGGUGGCCACAGUUGGCAUCGCAGAAGGUGUUUUCACGCUUGUGUUAGCCUAUGUUGUCCUCGCGUGCUCCACGGUGACCGUGCUCCCUGCCACUAAGACGCGGCAGAACUUCUACUUUGGCCUGGCGGUGGGUUUCUGUGUCAUGACCGGCGGCUGUACCCUUGGCUCCAUGUCCGGUGGGAUGCUGAAUCCGGCUGUCUCUGUUGGAGUCGUCACGCUGAACUUGUUCCAAGAGCAGAGCGCGCAGGCGCGGCACUUGCUCCUGGCUUUCUGCCUCAAGCUGACUGCGUUUCAGUGUACAGGAGGUCUGCUUGCAGCGGUGGUCUUCCGCCUCACGCACCCGAGCGAAUACAGCAAG